AAGUUUUCCAAAAGAAGUCAACUUUAAACUUUCAGCUUUUAGACUCUUUUUAUCAAUUUACAGCAAACCGUUGGUUUUUCGUCGUGCCACUCCUGUUUUUGUCAAGAACGAGGUCAAAGUGGCUCUGUUAAGCUGGUCUUUUUAUUAAAAUAGCACUAUAAACACGCGACAGAAGAGACAAUCUUCAAACGGGGUCCGCGUAUCCACAUAAAACAAACAACGAAACAAAUCAAGCUUUUAUCUACGCCCGUUUUUUUUUACUGUGGCCAUAUAGCAUUUGCAUAUAGGGUAUUACAGCUGGGCUCUAUUCUUAUAAAACUCCAAACGGUGCUGGCCGCUGGCGCUGCUGCCUUGAUAAGUAG
This is a messenger RNA of Amoebophrya sp. A120, 362 nucleotides long. The record is from the annotation of a GenBank genome assembly. Lineage: Eukaryota; Dinophyceae; Syndiniales; Amoebophryaceae.